Arabis nemorensis is the source of this 1728-nucleotide messenger RNA. Lineage: Eukaryota; Viridiplantae; Streptophyta; Magnoliopsida; Brassicales; Brassicaceae. The record is from the annotation of a GenBank genome assembly.
AUGUCGGAGAAUUUCAAAGUGUGUUUCUGUUGUAGCAGAAGCUUCAAGGAGAAAAAGAGACAGCCACCAGAUAGCAUCAAGAGACUAUUCGAAGCUUAUUCAAGAAACGGCAAGAUGUCUUCCGAUGACCUUCUAAGGUUUGUGAAUGAGGUCCAAGGAGAAAGGCACGCAGGGCUAGACUACGUGCAAGAUAUCUUCCACAGCGUUAAACACCAUAACGUUUUUCAUAUCCAUGGACUUAUUCAUCUCAACGCCUUUUAUCGCUACCUCUUUAGUGAUAUCAACUCUCCUCUUCCCUUGUCUAGCCAGGUGCAUCAUGACAUGAAGGCGCCUUUAUCGCAUUACUUUGUGUACACGGGACACAACUCUUACUUGACUGGGAAUCAAGUGAACAGCAGAAGCAGCGUAGAGCCGAUCGUGCAGUCUCUGAGAAAAGGCGUAAAAGUGAUCGAGCUCGACUUAUGGCCUAGUCCUUCAGGGAACUCUGCUGAAGUUCGUCAUGGCGGGACACUUACAUCGCAUGAAGACUUGCAGAAAUGUCUCACCGCGAUAAAGGAUAACGCGUUCCAUGUGUCUGAUUAUCCAGUUGUGAUCACCCUGGAAGAUCAUUUGCCACCUAAUCUUCAAGAGAAAGUUGCUAAAAUGUUAACUAAAACAUUCAGAGGGAUGCUGUUUCGUUGGGGCUCAGAGAGUUCCAGGCAAAUUCCAUCACCAGAAGAACUUAAGAAGAAGAUUCUCAUCUCUACAAAACCUCCAAAGGAGUAUCUUGAGAGCCAAACUGGUCAGACUUCAACAACUCCAAGGGUUAAAGAAACUUCUUGGAGCAGACCAGCAAGUAGUACUAAUACGGCAUGGAAAGGAUUGAACAAGAAUCCUGAUGAUGAAGAAGAAUCGGAGAGUGAAGCUGUUGGAUAUAGAGACUUGAUCGCGAUUCAAGCUGGGAACUGCAAAAAUAGUUUGAAGGAUUGCUUGAGUGAUGAUCCAGGGAAGCCUCGACGGAUAAGCAUGGAUGAGCUAUGGCUAGAGAAUCUAGUUAGAACCAGAGGAACCGAUCUUGUAAGGUUUACACAGAGGAAUAUACUGAGGAUACAUCCAAAGGGUACAAGAGUGGACUCGUCGAACUACGAUCCUCUAGUUGGAUGGACACACGGUGCUCAAAUGGUUGCCUUUAACAUGCAAGGACAUGGGAAGCAUCUAUGGAUUAUGCAAGGAAUGUUCAGAGCCAAUGGCGGAUGUGGCUACGUUAAAAAGCCUCGCGUAUUGCUAGACACGCAUAACCUCUUUGACCCUAGCAAAAGGCUUCCCAUUAAGACCACUCUCAAGGUGAAGAUUUACACCGGCGAAGGAUGGGAUUUGGAUUUCCCUCAAACACAUUUUGAUCAAUACUCUCCUCCAGAUUUCUUCGUAAAGAUUGGAAUUGCAGGAGCUCUUAGAGACACGGUCACUUACAGAACGGAAACAGCUGUUGAUCAGUGGUUUCCUAUAUGGAAGAGCGAGUUCUUGUUUCAGCUCUCUGUUCCAGAAUUGGCACUUGUUUGGUUCAGAGUCCAAGACUUCGACAGUGACACUCAGAAUGAUUUCGCCGGACAGACAUGUCUUCCUUUGCCUGAACUAAAGUCGGGAGUUAGAGCGGUCCGGCUUCACGAUCGAGCAGGAAAGGCUUACAAGAACACAAGGCUUCUCGUCAGCUUCUCCUUUGAUCCUCCUUAUACGUUUCAGAUCUCCUGA